AUGCCUCACAAAAUCUGCCACAUUCGCUUUUGCAGAGUGCCGCUCUCCACGUCUCAUUUCUUCAUCAUUCUUCGCUCCAUCGAUUCCUCUGCUUCAUCAAGUGCCCACACUGCAGCCGGACCCUGGCGCUUUGGCAACAGCGUUCUCAUGGUGCUGGAAAGUGCACCGUCAGCCAUCGGGGGUGUCCUUCAUGUUGUCACCAGGGAGGAGAAGGUCAGAGCUGCUGACAGAGGAGGAAAAAACGGAUCACUUCAUUUACCAUUCCUACCUGAGCCGGGAUCAGACCUCCGCCGCCAUGAUGGAGGAGGCACGGCUGUGUUCGAUGAGUGGGACCCUCCAGAUUAG
Knipowitschia caucasica is the source of this 345-nucleotide messenger RNA. The record is from the annotation of a GenBank genome assembly. NCBI's taxonomy places the organism in Eukaryota, Metazoa, Chordata, Actinopteri, Gobiiformes, Gobiidae.